This is a messenger RNA of Aspergillus mulundensis, 2823 nucleotides long. Its product is annotated as Mechanosensitive ion channel family. Gene Ontology annotation, cellular component: membrane. The coding region runs from base 1 to 2823 and encodes 940 amino acids. Gene Ontology annotation, biological process: calcium ion transmembrane transport; intracellular calcium ion homeostasis. Gene Ontology annotation, molecular function: calcium ion binding; calcium channel activity. NCBI's taxonomy places the organism in Eukaryota, Fungi, Ascomycota, Eurotiomycetes, Eurotiales, Aspergillaceae. The record is from RefSeq and is a predicted model, not a curated record. The transcript has 2 exons.
AUGUCAACGCCUGUACACGAGAUAUCUGAACCGUCAUAUACGCAGCCGGACAGAAGGCCGAGGUCAGAUUCUUCGCCGACGAUUGACGAAGACACCUACGUCCAUGACGGUUCGCAACUCCACGAUGGAGCUCACCGAGCCCAGCAUGGGGCUCAUCUCCAAGUUGAUACCACUUUCCAAGACUUCGACAAAACAAGUCGAUCGCCCUCCGCGGCACGAGAGCAGGCUAUGCGACUUGAGGACGAUUUAGCAGUACUUGAAGCUGAACGAGUGGCCUCGCGCUCGACUCAUGGAACCGAGAAGGACGGCCGAAGCGGUGAUGUCCACUCUUUGAGUCACUCCCGUUCACGCCGGGCGGAAGACGUUGAUGAGUUUGACGAAGCCACGAAUCCAUUGCACGAGAAGGCUGCUGUCUACAAUCCACCUGAGAAUCCCUCUACUGGUAUUUCGAAAUUCAUCAAACGAGUCCACGAAUCCAGCUUCAUCGUCCGUUAUUUCACUUACAUUGUGCCUCUUGUUUUGAUACUACUCAUUCCCCUCCUAGUCGGCGCACUGGCCUUUCCAGAUGCAAGCGUGGGUGGUGUCGAAUUACUGUGGUUCUCCGUCUGGUUGGAAAUCGUUUGGUUGACGCUGUGGGCUGGAAGAAUUGUUGCUAAACUUCUGCCUACUCCUGUCAACUUAAUUGCCAGCAUCUUCACCAACAGUUCCAAGAAAUGGCGCGAUGUCGCCAAACAGCUGGAGCUGCCUGUCACUCUCUUCCUCUGGUGGCUCGGUGUGGAGAUUUCUUUCUUGCCUACCAUGAAAAAUCACCAUGUUGACGGGAACAACCGCACUAGAAGCUGGGAGAACACACUCAACAAGAUUAUCAUCUCAAUAUUCGUCUGGACUAUUCUGAAUCUCGUUGAAAAGUUCCUCCUUCAGCUCAUCGCCAUGAGCUUUCACAAACGAACGUACUCGGACCGGAUUGAGAUCAACAAGUUUCAGAUUGGCAGUCUAACUAAGUUGUACGCCUUCUCUCGGGACAGGAUCACGGAGACCGACGAAGCUUUCGAGGAGAAGCAGGACAAGUCAGGAAGUGGGACUAAGACUCCUUUGCAUUACGCAGGAAAGGCCAGGGGCAUUGCUCUCGGCGCGUUGAGCAAAGUCGGAGACGUUGCUGGAGCGGUUGCGGCUGACUUCACUGGCCGAAAAGUCAACAGCAGCAGUCAUCCUUCUCAGGUCGUUCUCGCUCUAUUGCGAACAACGGCGGGCUGCCAGACCUUGGCACGACGCCUCUACCGUACCUUCGUUCGUGAAGGUUUCGAUACUGUAUUCCCCGGCGAUCUCAAAGAGGCAUUUGACGACAAUGAUGAGGCCGAGGCAGCCUUUAGCAUGUUCGACAAGGAUAUGAACGGUGACAUCUCCAUGGAGGAACUGGAGGCAGUCUGUGUAGAGAUUGGUCGCGAACGCAAGGCCAUCACUGCGUCUCUGAAGGAUCUCGAUUCAGUCGUUUCUAGGCUCGGCAAUGUCUUCGAGUUCUUUGUUGCCGUUAUCGCUAUCAUCGUGUUCCUCACCCUCAUCUCAACUUCUGCUGCUGGUGUCCUUACAUCGGCCGGUUCCAGUAUUCUCGCCCUGUCUUGGCUCUUCUCCGCUACGGCUCAGGAAUUCCUUCAGUCUGUCGUUUUCGUCUUCGUCAAGCAUCCCUUCGAUGUUGGUGACCGUGUCACUAUCUACGGUAAUUCUGGUGAUGCCGGUCUGGGCGACGAUUACUACGUCAAGCAAAUCUCGCUUCUCUAUACCGAAUUCAAAAAGAUGCAGGGGCACAUCGUCCAGGCGCCGAACAGCUAUCUGAAUACCUUGUUCGUUCUCAACCAGCGAAGAUCCGGAGCGCUUGCGGAAGCUGUCCCCAUCAUUAUCAAAUACGGCACCACUUUGGAGCAAAUGGAUGCGCUUCGCCAACGUCUUCUCGAAUUUGUCCGAAGUGAACGUCGUGAGUUCCAGAUGAACAUUCUGACCGAGCUACGCGCAGUCACUGAGAACUUCUCCGUCACUCUCAAUGUCGUCUUUUUCUACAAAUCCAACUGGCAGAAUGAAGGUCUACGUCUUCAGCGCCGUAACAAGUUCAUUUGCAUGCUCAUGGUUGCGUUGCAAGAGAUUGGCAUUGAAGGACCUCGCAUGAACCUCCAGGGUGCCAGUAUCGAUAUUCCUUAUCACGUUGCUGGUUAUCCUCCACCCUACCAGGCUCGAGACGCUGCUCACCCAGCCAACGAUGACAGCUCGCACCCACCACCUACCCCGUUGAGUGGCGACGAGCACCACCAACCCGGCCACAGUCCCUCCAUUCGCCGUCCCUCAAUUCUCCGCAAGGGUAUGACUACUGCCAACGCCAGAGCUCGCGGCGUGUCCAUUUCCUCUCGAAAGCACGUAGACUUCUCGCUCGGUAUGCGCGAUGUCGCCACCAACGACAUCAUGGGCGAUGUGUUUGAAGCACGCAGUCCCGUCAACGAAUCUACCCUCCGACACGUAAUUGCCGAGCGCCGAAUCCAGGAGGAAGAGGCUGAACGGCGGAGCACAGAACUCUCUCGUCAACAAACCUCGAAUUCUCGUACUAAUCUCAGCGUACCGAGUAACUCCCACGAGGGUCGGCGCUCCACCGAUUCCCAAGGCGGACACAGUCUAUCCUCCCUCAGCCGCAAUCGAUUCUUCCGUCAUCGAGCCAACUCCCGCAGCAGCCGACAGGAAGACCUGAUGGAGCAAGGUCGUUCUUCAGAGCAAGGUUCUUCCUCGGCGGCCGCCAUCCGUCCUCUUUCGCCUUCCUAUCAUCCUGACGAGAAGAGGCUAUGA